AUGGACUCUUGUAGGAGACACUCCACCCUCCCGUGGGCAAUUGCUCUGACUUGGAGCAUCAUCUGCGUAAAUGCUUUUACCACAUCAGCUGAGCGGCUCGGAGACCUGUCAGACUAUGAGUUGGCCAGCUUUGACAAUCCUGAUAUUUUGGAUAAAACUCAAAGACGUGCAUCAAAGUUCAAUCAUUUUGCAUUGAGUGACCAUGGCGAUGUGUAUGUGGGAGCUGUCAAUUGGUUGUACAGGUUGGAAAGUAGUUUGAAAAUGAUACAGAAUGUUUCAACCUGUGAUGACAGCAGGCCAGAUAGUGUGAUGCCCUGUCACCUCACAAAUAACUACAACAAGAUACUGGUAGUUGACAGUACCCGGCCGAACAGUCUGAUAACCUGUGGCGGUGUGUAUGAUGGUAUUUGUCAGUUACGACAGUUACAGGAUAUUAGUAACGUGAUGAUGGAGUCGGUUCCUAACGUUGCAGGGUUUGAGGACGCAUCUACUGUUAGUAUGAUUGCUCUAGGGAAAGAUGGGCAAGAAAUGCUUUAUGUGGCUGUUACUUAUACUGGUGAAAAUGUUAAUGAUCAAGGGAAUUUUCCAACAAUAGCAAGAAGAACCCUUGAAAUCAAUCGCUAUGAUCAGAGUUCUCUGUUAUCAGCGAUACAGCGUGACGAUUCCAUCUUUUUUAAUGACCCUGCUAAGCAUACGAUCUUUUCUAUCAAGUAUGUUGCAGCAUUUGCCCACAGUGGAUUCACAUACUUUGUUGCAUCCCAGAAGGAGGAUUUGAAUUCUGCCCAAUUUGUUACUAAGAUGAGCAGAGUAUGUCAAUGCGGUCCAAACCUAGACGCCUACACAGAAAUUACCCUACAGUGCAGUGGAUCAGAUGGCAGUGUGUACAGCUUGGUGCAAGCAGCUCACUUUGGACCAGCAGGACCUGAUCUAGCGGCAUCAUUGGGUCUCCAUGCAGACGAGCAGGUGGUGUAUACUGUGUUUGCCAAGAACCAAGGAGCUCCGGGUACCAGUGAUGUACCCAUUGAUCACUCAGCUUUGUGUGUGUACAGGAUGACGGAUAUCUUGGCUGCCUUCAGAGAGGCAGUGCGGGGAUGUAUUCAGGAUGGAAAUACGUACUCUAUUAACUAUUUGGAGGGUUCUUUUUGCAGUACGUUCGGGAUUCCCAUUCUGGAUCGCUAUUUCUGCAUACCCCUGACCGAUGAUGCUAUUCAAACGCCAUUAUUCCAGUACGCCAAGGGCAUAGCCCCCGUUCCAACCACGGCAAUUAUAGAGCUGCCUGGUACUCUCAUGUCGUCCAUCAUAAUCACAAUAGAAUUCAACCAUACAAUCGCUUUAAUCGGGACAUCGAGGGGAGAUCUACUCAAGGUUCAUAUGGAAAGUAGCACUGCCAGCCGACUUUAUGAACGUAUUGGCGUUGAUACCAGUCCAGUUCUGCAAGAUGUCAAGGUUAAUGAAUCAACACGUGUACUACUUCUCUUGACGGAACAAAAGUUGGUGAAGCUUCGUGAGGAGAAUUGUGGCCAAUACACUACAUGCGGAACGUGUAUUGGGACUGAUGCAGGGAAUGAUGGAGACCCAUAUUGUGGAUGGUGCACUCUGAAACGAAGAUGUACGAGAUAUUCAGACUGUCCAUCAGCUGAUGUAUCUACUCGAUGGUUGGCCUACAAUGCUGCAAUUAAUAUUACUGAUGUAGCUCCCUAUGAUAACCUGCCAAUUACAGUCACUGAGCAACAGGUGAGAGACAGAUGUAUUGAAAUUACAUCUAACUUGCAGAUUUGUUAUGGAAUGAUCCAGAAGUAG
Patiria miniata (bat star) is the source of this 1800-nucleotide messenger RNA. RefSeq names its product plexin-A4-like. The record is from RefSeq and is a predicted model, not a curated record. The transcript has 5 exons. Gene Ontology annotation, cellular component: semaphorin receptor complex. Bases 1 to 1800 code for a protein of 599 amino acids. Gene Ontology annotation, biological process: regulation of cell shape; regulation of cell migration; semaphorin-plexin signaling pathway involved in axon guidance. Gene Ontology annotation, molecular function: protein binding; semaphorin receptor activity. NCBI's taxonomy places the organism in Eukaryota, Metazoa, Echinodermata, Asteroidea, Valvatida, Asterinidae.